This is a messenger RNA of Rotaria socialis, 4629 nucleotides long. The record is from the annotation of a GenBank genome assembly. Lineage: Eukaryota; Metazoa; Rotifera; Eurotatoria; Philodinida; Philodinidae.
AUGAUGUGGUCUAUGUUGUUAUUUAUGCCGUCGAUAUGGGUUUUGGUUCGUUCUCAAUUGAAUUUGUAUCACACGGCACACUCUCAUUAUAUAGGUAGCUUAGACCACGAUUGUUUAUAUUAUUAUGAUAUUACAUGGGGCGUCACAGAAAAAAUUCCGUAUUGUAUUCGUCCGACUGACAUCAAUAGUGCACGAAGAAAUGCUGUUCCAAACAUUUAUGAUCAAAAGUUCACUUUUGAACAGUUGUAUCAUUUAAAUGUUACUGCACAACAGCUUCUUUCAUGGUCCGCUUCCAUUAAUCUCGCUGAACAAUAUCAUCACUAUAUUAAUCAAGUUGACGCUUCAUUUUUAUCGAAUGAAACCUUUUUGAAUUGUACUCAAUCGUGGUUUGGAUCUGAUUGUCAAUAUUCCUUCGAAUUGAAUGAGGUAAUAUCUUUCCAUGACAUUCUACAGAUGAUUUUUGAAGCCAAAUGGAAAUACAUAAAUUUAUCGUAUACGGCUACAAAUCUUACGUGUUAUAUGCACUUGAAAUGUGACCGCGGCGGUUCUUCGUUGUGUCUUGAUUGGCGUGAGAUAUGCAAUGGCCGAAUCGAUUGUCUUGAUGGAGGAGCUGAUGAGAUAGAAUGUUUAGAAUUAGAAGUGAAUGAAUGUCACGAAGACGAAUAUAGAUGCCACAACGGACAAUGUAUUCCAAAAGAAUCUUCGGAACUUGAAGACAUUGUUUCAGAUUGUCUCGAUAAUUCAGACAUACACGAGGAGGAAAGGUGUUAUGGUUUAAUAUUAAUAUCUCGAUUUGAAUGUGAAGAACAUUUGUGUCGACCAGAUGAUGGGCAAUUUCCAUGUGGUGAUGGGCAAUGUGUAGAGGAUUUUGAAGAAUGUCGCAAUGGACGGCAUAUCUUACUAAUAGAAACAAUCAGUGCUCAAGGAACUUUGCCGGACUAUUGUUGGAUGACUAUGGUAUGUCUGACUAAAAUUAGUGAUCAAGUUGCUGGAAUUUCUUGUAAGGAAUAUUUCGCAUCAUCGUAUUCUAGCGCUCAUCGUUUCACGUGUGAAUCACUCAUUCAAUUUCCUAUAAUUCCUGUUCUUCAAAGCCACAUCCACUUUCUAUAUCGUCCGAAAGAUAUCUAUAAUGUAAACAUCGAAUCAGUUCUUACACCUGAUUAUAUUUGCUAUGAUUAUCAUUUAUGUAAAUUUCUUCAAACGACAUUCCGCAAUAGAAACCAUACUUGUCGACAUGCUCAUGAAAUGGGUUUCAGGCCAAAUAUAACAUUUGACAGUUGGAAAUCUAUGAUUGAUUUUAUUACACCACAUUUCCGUGGUUGCUUGACAAGAUAUAAAAUGGAAAAUGAUUCCGAACCAAUUUCACUGUACCGUUGCAAAAAUUCAUCCAAAUACAUUUCGAAACAUCGCAUUAUUGAUGGCAUUUCAGAUUGUUAUUUAAAUGACGACGAACAAGAAUACGCACUAAGUUGCUCUAUUCAAAAUAAGUUUCGUUUUCAAUGUUUCAAUGAAACCAUGUGUCGUUCGCCUUUGAUCUCGAAGAAUGUAUGUCCUUUCAGGAAAAGAACUGAUCUAGAGGAAAUCACUUUCCAAGAAAUAUGUGACCGAAAUGAACAAUUAUCGCCUGUAAUAAUUGAUUCACGUAUUCAUACCGACGAGACAGACUGUCAGCAUUGGCAAUGCAACAAUAUUUAUACGAGAUGUGACAAAUUCUGGAGUUGCUCUGAUGGAAUCGAUGAAGAGAACUGUACUCGACCGAUUUGCUCUCAUAGUAACCUUCCGUGUGUCUCUCCAUUCAAUUAUACGUUAGGAUGUUUAUCGGCGGAUAGAGUUCAUGAUGGAAUCGUAGACUGUCUUGGUGCUGCAGAUGAGCUUCAAUAUUGUCGAACACAAAGCCAUGCAUUCGGCAUCUAUCACGGAUUUCGUUGUUUGAACGAUACAAAAUGUGUGGGAUCUGCUUAUUUGUGCGAUUCCUAUACACAUUGUCUACACAAUGAUGAUGAAGCGUUUUGCGGAGAACGUCGUCGAAUAUGUGACAAAAAUAUGAUUCUUAACCGUACGAAUCUCGAGCAUGCUCUUUGUGCCUUUAGUGAUCUAAAACAGACGAGUGUUUUUUCGUUUGAAACUUUGUCUAGUUAUCCUUCUUCUAGCAAGGCAAUGAUAAAUCGCGUUGCUAAAUUGUUACCUGAGCAACCAGACACCAUAAAUAAUACCAAAUAUAAGAUCAUCAAUUCUUCUCUAGCAUGGUUUUGCAAUCAUGGUAUCUAUGUGCGUUUUCGACUCAAUGGUCAAUAUAGUAACGUUACUUAUAGAUGUUUUUGUCCACCGCAUUUCUAUGGCGAUCGAUGUCAAUAUCAGAAUCAAAGAGUUAGUCUCACCUUGAAAUUGAUGGCAUUUGAUCGACGUGAGAUUUAUAUAAUUUUUAUCUUCUUGAUCGAUGAUGAUGGUGAUCGACAAGAAAUAAAUUCAUAUGAUCAAUCUACUUAUGUCUCUGAUAUUACUUGCCAAGCAUUUUGGAAUAUCUAUCUAUUGUAUUCGAUGCGACCAAAGAACAAUUCAAAGAAAUAUAGUGUUCAUAUCGACGCAUUUGCUAAGAGUUCAUUGACUUAUUUGGCAAGUUGGUACUUCAAAAUCCCUUUUAUUUUUCUACCUGUCAAUCGACUAGUCGCCGCUUUAUCUGUGCCAAUUCAUCAAAGCUUUAGCUAUCAUAAUUGUCCUCUGUCAUGUCAUAAUGGGGAAUGUAUGAAAUAUGUCAACAACAACAAGCUGUUUUGUCGAUGUUAUAGAGGGUGGUCAGGUGCUCAUUGUAACAUUUCUAUUUCCUGUGAUGACUGUUCAGUUGAUUCUGUGUGCAUUGGUUCAAUUCAGAAUCGAUCCAUAUGUGUUUGUCCUCUUAACAAAUUUGGUUUACGAUGUCUCCUUACAUAUUCUUGUCCAGCAAACUUCUGUAAAAACGAAGGAAAAUGUAUAGUCAUUGAUGAAAGAAUGAUAGAACAAAGUUACCGUUGCAUUUGUUCAGAACAAUUUACUGGAGAUACGUGCGAGGAAUUAAAAAAUAAGAUAAUGAUUUCCUUUCAUCAUAUGGCGAUACCAUCACACAUUGUGACUCAUAUCUUAAAUUUUUACGAUCAAUUUCUACCACCAAUGGAAAUAAUGAUACCAAAAAAACUGACUAUGUUUGAGCGUACUGUAACACUAUAUUCUCUGUUGCCAUUUCAAAUAGUUUUUGUCAAGAUCGAUGACCGUUAUUAUUUAGCUGUUCUGCAACAAUCGGAACAGUCAAACAUCUCAACCUCAAUUGAUUCAUCUCAAAGAUGUUCCUCAAUCAACGAAGUCCUUGAUCCUACAUCAAUAACACUCCCACAAAUUCAAAGAGUUAAAUACUACCAAUUACCAUGUCGAACUUAUUCUGAUCUCAAAUGUUUUUUUGAUGAAUCCUACAUGUGUUUAUGUACUGCUGAACGCCAUGCCAAUUGUUUUAAAUUUAAUCAUAAUUUGAAUCUAACAUGCCAACAUAAUAUUCACUGUCAAAAUGGUGGUAAAUGCUUGCAAGACAAUCCUGCAUGUCCAUCAUAUACCAUAUGUGUUUGUAAGGAUUGUUUUUUUGGUGACCGUUGCCAAUUUUACGCCAAAGGAAUUGGAUUGACACUCGAUGAUAUAUUACGUUUCGAAUUAAUAUCACACUUAGCAUACAGUCAUCAACCACUAUCAGUAAAAAUAAGUUCAAUAUCCACGAUCAUAAUAUUCAUUGCUGGUUUUAUUAAUAGCAUUCUCGUGUUUCUUGUGUUUCAUAGCAAAGGCUCUCGAGAAGUCGGCUGUGGACUCUAUCUUCUAGUAUCAUCGGGCACGUCAUUUUUCACAGUGAGCAUAAUCACAGUCAAGUUCUGGUUUCUUGUUUUCACUCAAGUCAACCUGCCUGUAAAUCGAGGGAUCCUUCGAGGAGGUUGUAAAUUUCUAGAGCCUAUUCUCAAAGUUUUUUUGUACAUGGAUAGCUGGCUUCAUGCAUGUGUCGCGAUUGAGCGAGCAAUAACCGUAUUUCAAGGUGUAAAUUUCAAUAAGACAGCGAGUAAACAUGUUGCUCGAUGGGUGAUUAGUUUCUUACCUAUUUUUAUUGUUGCUACUAUUCUUCACGAAAUUUUAUAUCGUGAUUUGUUCGAUGAUAACGAAGAGCAGCGUGCUUGGUGUGUCGUUUAUUAUUCUCACUCUGUACGAAACUAUAAUACAGUCAUCUCAUUUUUUCAUUUUCUCGGUCCUUGCUGCGUCAAUAUUUUGUCGGCUGUAUUUAUUGUAUUAUCAGCUACUCAUCGUCAACAAGUGGUUAAAACUCAUAAAAGCUAUAUAAAACAUCUCCGUGAACAGUUUCAUGAACAUAAGCAAUUAAUCGUCAGUCCGAUGAUUUUGUUCAUUUUAUCUCUGCCUCGUCUGAUCAUUUCAUUAAUAUCUGAUUGUGUGAAAAAAUCUCAUUAUCCAUGGUUAUAUCUAUCGGGCUAUUUUUUGUCCUUCGUUCCAUCAAUAGCCACCUUUCUUGUAUUUGUUAUACCAUCGAAUUUGUAUAAACGGCGACUCAAAAAGUCGCUAGAACAUUUUCAACAACGAAUUAAUCAAUAUCGAAAUUUUCUUUCUACUUAA